AUGCUUAGUAGACUGGCCGUAAUUCACUGUGUAUCUAAAACUAUAAAGCACAAGAGUGCAACAGUCAGUACAGAACAAGACAACAGUCAGUACAGAACAACACAACAACAGUCAGUACAGAACAGCACAACAACAGUUAGUAUAGAAGAACACGAUAACAGUCAGUACAGAACAAGACUACAACAGUCAGUACAGAACAACACAACAACAGUCAGUACAGAACAACACAACAACAGUCUGUACAGAACAACACAACAACAGUCUGUACAGAACAACACAACAACACUCAGUACAGAACAACACAACAACAGUCAGUACAGAACAAGACUACAACAGUCAUCAGUACAGAACAACACAACAACAGUCAGUACAGAACAAGACUACAACAGUCAGUACAGAACAACACAACAACAGUUAGUACAGAACAACACUACAACAGUCAGUACAGAACGAGACAACAACAGUCAGUAUAGAACAACACAACAACAGUCUGUACAGAACAACACAACAACACUCAGUACAGAACAACACAACAACAGUCAGUAUAGAACAACACAACAACAGUCAGUACAGAACAACACAACAACAGUCAGUAUAGAACAACACAACAACAGUCAGUACAGAACGAGACAACAAUAUCAGUACAGAACAACACAACAACAGUUAGUACAGAACAACACUACAACAGUCAGUACAGAACGAGACAACAACAGUCAGUAUAGAACAACACAACAACAGUCUGUACAGAACAACACAACAACACUCAGUACAGAACAACACAACAACAGUCAGUAUAGAACAACACAACAACAGUCAGUACAGAACAACACAACAACAUCAUUGCAGAACAAGACAACAACAGUCAGUACAGAACAACACAACAACAGUCAUUACAGAACAAGACUACAACAGUCUGUACAGAACAACACAACAACACUCAGUACAGAACAACACAACAACAGUCAGUACAGAACAACACAACAACAUUUAGUACAGAACAACACAACAACAGUUAGUACAGAACAACACAACAACAGUCAGUACAGAACAAGACAACAACAGUCAUUACAGAACAAGACAACAACAAUCAGUACAGAACAAAACAAUAACAGUAAUUACAGAACAAGACAACAACAGUCAGUACAGAACAACACAACAACAGUCAGUACAGAAAAACACAAGAACAGUCAGUACAGAACAACACAACAACAAUCAGAACAGAACAGAACAAUAACAGUCAUUACAGAACAAGACAACAACAGUCAGUACAGAACAAGACAACAACAGUCAUUACAGAACAACACAACAACAGUUAGUACAGAACAAGACUACAACAGUCAGUACAGAACAAGACAACAACAGUUAGUACCGAACAACACAACAACAGUCAGUACAGAACAACACAACAACAGUCUGUACAGAACAACACAACAACAGUCUGUACAGAACAACACUACAACAGUCAGUACAGAACAACACAACAACAGUCAGUACAGAAUAACACAACAACAGUCAGUACAGAACAACACAACAACAGUCAGUACAGAACAACACUACAACAGUCAGUACAGAACAACACAACAACAGUCAGUACAGAACAACACAACAACAGUCAUUACAGAACAACACUACAGCAGUCAGUACAGAACAAGACAACAACAGUCUGUACAGAACAACACUACAACAGUCAGUAUAGAACAAGACUACAACAGUCAGUACAGAACAACACAACAACAGUCAGUACAGAACAACACAACAACAGUUAGUACAGAACAAGACUACAACAGUCAGUACAGAACAAGACAACAACAGUCUGUACAGAACAACACAACAACAGUCUGUACAGAACAAGACUACAACAGUCAGUACAGAACAACACAACAACAGUCAGUACAGAAUAACACAACAACAGUCUGUACAGAACAACACAACAACAGUCUGUACAGAACAAGACUACAACAGUCAGUACAGAACAACACAACAACAGUCAGUACAGAACAACACAACAACAGUCAGUACAGAACAAGACAACAACAGUCAGUACAGAACAAGACAACAACAGUCAGUACAGAACAAGACAACAACAGUCAGUACAGAACAAGACAACAACAUCUGUACAGAACAACACAACAACAGUCAGCACAGAACAACACAACAACAGUCAGUACAGAACAAGACAACAACAGUCAGUACAGAGCAAGACAACAACAGUCAGUACAGAACAAGACUACAACAGUCAGUAUAGAACAAGACUACAACAGUCAGUACAGAACGAGACAACAACAGUUAGUACAGAACAACACAACAACAGUCAGUAUAGAACAACACUACAACAGUCAGUAUAGAACAAGACAACAACAGUCAGUACAGAACAGCACUACAACAGUCAGUACAGAACUAUACAACAACAGUCUGUACAGAAUAACACAACAACAGUCAGUACAGAAUGAGACAGAAAAUACUAGUAAGUAG
Ostrea edulis (European flat oyster) is the source of this 2472-nucleotide messenger RNA. Its product is annotated as GATA zinc finger domain-containing protein 14-like. Lineage: Eukaryota; Metazoa; Mollusca; Bivalvia; Ostreida; Ostreidae. The transcript is spliced from 5 exons. The coding region runs from base 1 to 2472 and encodes 823 amino acids. The record is from RefSeq and is a predicted model, not a curated record.